This is a messenger RNA of Anopheles coluzzii, 2514 nucleotides long. Its product is annotated as nose resistant to fluoxetine protein 6-like. Gene Ontology annotation, molecular function: acyltransferase activity, transferring groups other than amino-acyl groups. NCBI's taxonomy places the organism in Eukaryota, Metazoa, Arthropoda, Insecta, Diptera, Culicidae. The coding region runs from base 37 to 2205 and encodes 722 amino acids. The transcript is spliced from 11 exons. The record is from RefSeq and is a predicted model, not a curated record.
AAAUGAUUAUAAAUUUAAGUAUUUUUGAAACAAAUUAUGAAAUUUCCGUUUCUUCGAAAUUCACCCUCCCCAAUGAUCAGCUUGGUUUGGCUUUCGGUGCUCUGUGUCGGUUGGCAUCUAGCAACCGUAGAUGCGUUCGAUGUGUUGCUAGGAUAUAACAAAAGUGAAUAUUGGAAAAUUCCGCAACUACAACUGUACGACAGUAUUGAGCAGUGUCUGCACAACAAGCCCGAGGGUGUGUUCUGUGUCGCGAAGGUGGUGAUCAAACCGGAAAGUCGGUCGGAAAUAUGGCGGCUUAUUAAAAAAUACUCCAAGUAUACGUUCCAGUACAAUCACGAUGUGCUUACGCGUGGCGUGUGUCUUGACCGGUGUAAGAGCGUGGUGGAGCAAUUGGGUCCCGAGGCAGAGAGGUUCUAUGUGCCAAAGUUUAACGUUUCAAAACGGUAUGCCAUUUCGGAUUGGUUACUGCCAAAUGUUACCCAAUACCGCCGUGCCUACGGCUACCUUAUCAAUGUGUGCCAAAACUAUGACCUUCGCACACGCUACAACCUGUCCGGGUAUGCGGAAAUCGAAGAAUGUACUACCAAUGAGAAUUUGGACCGACCAAUGGACACUCUAGAUAUUUGCUACAUAGUACUGCUUGCUUUGCUGCUCCUGCUUGCGAUCAGCUCCCAGUGCUACGACAGUUGGCUUGCGCGUAGAUCCAGCGACGACGAAAACUACUACCGAAAAUCGCACAAAAGUCGUGUGGCAACCCUGGCGACUGCCUUUUCGCUGCGCCGUAACUGGGCCCGGCUAACGUACAAAGCGUCCCGCUGCCAGUACCAGCAGGAUUUGGACUUUCUCGAUCUGGUGCGCGUGCUGACGAUGAGCUUCAUACUGCUGCUGCACGUGUUUAUCGGGAUGGCCAUGUUUACCGCCCAAAAUCCCCUAGCGAUGGAGCAGUUUUCGGCCCAUCCGUUGUCGCAGAUGCUCUUCUCUAUAGCCCCGUUCCAGGUGGACAUGUUCUUCUGUGUUAGUGGCCUGCUGCUAACAGUGCAGUUUCUAGAACACACCGAAAACAAGCGCUUUCGAAUUAGCAUCCUAUGGCAAGGGCUGAUCAAUCGUUAUCUGAGAUCUCUUCCCGUGUAUGCCGUACUGAUGCUCUUUACCGUAUCUCGCUACGAUACCUACCAGACGACACCGUCGGCGUACAAAAUUAUGCCCAAAGUACGACUGAUCUGUCGCCGCAAGUGGUGGAUCAACUUCCUGUACAUCAACAACUACUAUCAGCCGGAAGAACAGUGUCUCAUACACACCUGGUAUCUGGCCGCGGACUUUCAGCUGUUUGUGAUCGGUUUGGCGGUGUUGACGUUACUGUGGCGCUUUCCCAAAGCCACCUUCUGGACGGCGGUAACGCUGGGUGUGGUAGGAGUCGUACUGCCCAUGAUCAACACGUACUUGCACGCCAUGGAUGCAAUGAUGCCACUAACAAUGAAAGGCAACGAGUAUCAGCUCUGGUACGAUGAAUACUUUGUGAAGACUUAUCAGGCAACGGAGACGCACUGCUGUAGCUACUUUUGCGGCAUGAUCGCAGGGUUGCUGUAUAACAAGAUCACACGCAAGGAGCUUACACUUCCACUCGGUACGCUAAAGAAUGUAUUCACAUUGGCGUACAUUUCCAUCAUUGGAUUCGCCCUACAAGCGCCACUGUACAACAUGAUCCAGUUCAGCAAACCUUCGCUCUGGAUGGCAAUCCUGUCGGGCGUGCAUAAGCUCUCGAUCGGUUCGUUCUACUCGAUGGCCUUCCUGUUGCUUACCUUUCACGAUCGUACGUCAGCCGUGCGACGGUGGUUCAGUGGAAAUGCGCUGAGCCGUGCGAUGGCACGGCUCGGGUUCGGGUUUUACCUUGUGCAGAUGUCCGUCCUGAAGGUUGUGUUUGGGAAUUAUCCAGAGGAUACGCGCAUCAAUGUGCAACUUAUUGUUUCAACGUUUUGCUCAACAUUCAUCCUGUCGUACAGUAUCGCACUGGUUGCUUUCAUUUUAAUAGAAAAGCCGUUCGAUGUUCUAUUCAAACUGCUGCUAAGCUCUGGCAAACCACGGCGGUCCGAGCUUGAAUCAGCGUCGGUUAGCAAGCAGUCAGCAAUUAGUAGCAUUUCGGUGAUAUCUUCGGCGAAAGAGAACGGAAACGCUAAAGGGAAUGGCUUACAGGAGGAAGUGAAGUAGAAGCUAUGUUCUCUUGAGAAGAUGUUUUAUUUAGCAUUUAAAGUUAGUUUACUCUUAAAAGAUAUCAUUAAUUCGAGUGCCACCAUGUCACCUAUAGUAGUUUGAAAGCAUUUUUAGACGUACGCAAUCGAUCGGGCUAGAAAAUUGAACAAAAUCACCACGAUAACGUCCAAAAUUGAACGUGAAAAUGAGAGUAUAGUUACGUUUUAGCGAUCCUUAUCUUAAGUAGCUCAUAGAGGUCAUAUUAAGUUGAUAAUAACACCCAAGACGAUUAAACUGAGCCCUCCUUUUCACUCCUUUUUUAUAGCA